GUGAACACCAAGCGAGUCAUCCAGUACUUCGCGAGCAUCGCUGCCGUCGGUAAGCGAGACGCCAGCAAAGGGACCCUGGAGGACCAGAUCAUCCAGGCCAACCCGGCGCUGGAGGCCUUCGGCAACGCCAAAACCUUACGAAACGACAACUCGUCUCGCUUCGGGAAGUUCAUUCGGAUCCACUUCGGCACAAGCGGGAAGCUGGCGUCCGCCGACAUCGAGACGUACCUGCUGGAGAAGUCGCGGUGCACCUUUCAGCUGAAGGCCGAAAGGAACUACCACAUCUUCUACCAGAUCCUGUCCAAUCAGAAGCCAGAGCUGCUGGACAUGCUGCUGAUCACCAACAACCCGUACGACUACUCCUACAUCUCCCAAGGAGAAGUGACCGUGGCGUCCAUCAACGACUCGGAGGAGCUCAUGGCGACCGAUAGCGCCUUCGACGUCCUCGGGUUCACCCCCGAAGAAAAGAUGGGCGUCUACAAACUGACCGGCGCCAUCAUGCACUACGGCAACAUGAAGUUCAAGCAGAAGCAGCGCGAAGAACAAGCGGAGUCCGACGGCACGGAGGCGGCGGAUAAGUCGGCGUACCUGAUGGGCCUGAACUCUGCCGAUCUGAUCAAAGGCCUGUGCCAUCCGAGAGUCAAAGUCGGCAACGAAUACGUCACCAAAGGACAGAGCGUGGACCAAGUCUACUACUCCCUUGGUGCUCUCGCGAAAUCUGUGUAUGAAAAGAUGUUCAACUGGAUGGUGGUGAGGAUCAACCAAUCCCUGGACACCAAGCAGCCGCGGCAGUACUUCAUCGGCGUACUGGACAUCGCCGGAUUCGAGAUCUUCGACUUCAACACCUUUGAGCAGCUGUGCAUCAACUACACCAACGAGAAGCUGCAGCAGUUCUUCAACCAUCACAUGUUUGUUCUGGAGCAGGAGGAGUACAAGAAGGAAGGAAUCGAUUGGGAGUUUAUCGACUUCGGGAUGGACUUGCAAGCGUGCAUUGAUCUCAUCGAGAAACCGAUGGGGAUCCUUUCGAUUCUCGAAGAGGAAUGCAUGUUCCCCAAAGCCAGCGACCAGACCUUCAAGUCCAAGCUCUACGACAACCAUCUGGGCAAGAACAAGAUGUUCGAGAAGCCCAGAGCGGCGAAGGGGAAAUCAGAGGCUCAUUUCGCCCUGGUUCACUACGCCGGAACUGUGGACUACAACAUCGGAAACUGGUUGGUGAAGAACAAAGACCCCUUGAAUGAAACCGUGGUGGGUCUUUACCAAAAGUCGUCGCUUAAGCUUCUCAGCGUGCUGUUUUCAAGCUAUUCGGCAACCGACGGCGGCGAGAAAGCCGGCGGGAAAGGAGCCAAGAAGAAAGGAUCCUCGUUCCAGACGGUGUCCGCGCUUCACAGGGAAAACCUAAACAAGCUGAUGACCAACUUGAAGACCACGCACCCCCAUUUUGUCCGCUGUCUAAUUCCCAAUGAAAAGAAGACUCCCGGCGUCAUGGAUAACUGCCUGGUGAUGCACCAGCUUCGCUGCAACGGUGUCCUGGAAGGCAUCCGGAUCUGCAGGAAGGGUUUCCCGAACCGGGUGCUCUACGGAGACUUCAAGCAGCGCUAUCGGAUCCUGAACGCCGCCGCCAUUCCUGAAGGGCAGUUCAUCGACUGCAAGAAGAGCGCGGAGAAGCUUUUGGGAUCCUUGGACAUCGACCACACUCAGUACAAGUUCGGACACACAAAGGUCUUCUUCAAAGCCGGACUGUUGGGGACUCUGGAGGAAAUGCGGGACGAGCAAUUGUCUCGAAUCAUUACGCGGAUCCAGGCUAACGCCCGGGCCAUCCUCAUGCGUGCGGAGUUUGCGAAGCUCAUCGAACGCAGAGACGCAUUGAUGGUGAUCCAGUGGAACCUGCGAUCUUUUCUGGGCGUGAAGAACUGGCCAUGGAUGAAGCUGUUCUUUAAAAUCAAGCCCUUGCUCAAGAGCGCCGAGUCGGAGAAGGAGAUGGCGAACAUGAAGGAUGAGUUCAACAAGCUGAAGGAAGCGUUGGAGAAAUCAGAAACCAGACGCAAGGACCUGGAGGAGAAGAUCGUGACGCUUCUGCAAGAGAAGAACGAUCUGGCGCUGCAGAUUCAGUCCGAGCAGGACACGCUAACGGACGCCGAGGAGCGGUGCGAACAACUCAUAAAGAGCAAGAUCCAAAUGGAGUCGAAGCUGAAGGAGAUGUCGGAAAGAUUGGAAGACGAAGAGGAACUGAACGCCGAUUUGACCGCAAAGAAGCGGAAGCUCGAAGACGAAUGCUCGGAGUUGAAGAAAGACAUCGACGAUCUGGAGCUAACGCUGGCAAAAGUGGAGAAAGAGAAGCACGCGACGGAGAAUAAAGUGAAAAAUCUAACGGAGGAAAUGGCGUCGCAGGAUGACAACAUCACGAAGCUAACGAGGGAGAAGAAGGCGCUGCAGGAGGCGCACCAGCAGACGCUGGACGACCUGCAGAGCGAGGAAGACAAAGCCAACAGUCUCGCGAAGGCCAAAGUGAAACUGGAGCAGCAGCUGGACGACCUGGAGGGCUCCCUGGACCAGGAGAAGAAGGCCCGCGUGGAUCUAGAGCGAUCCAAGCGCAGGUUUGAGGGUGAUCUCAAGCUGGCCCAGGAGAGCCUGAUGGACCUGGAGAACGACAAGCAGCAGCUGGAGGAGAGGCUGAAGAAGAAGGACCUGGAGAUCGCCAGCGUGAGUGCGAGGCUGGAGGACGAGCAGGUCGCCGGCGUGCAGCUUCAGAAGAAGCUGAAGGAAAACCAGGCCCGGAUCGAGGAGCUGGAGGAGGAGCUGGACGCUGAGCGGGCCGCCAGGGCCAAGGUGGAGAAGCAGCGCUGCGACCUGUCCCGGGAACUCGAGGACAUCAGCGAGAGGCUGGAGGAGGCCGGGGGGGCCACGUCGGCACAGGUGGAGCUGAAUAAGAAGCGAGACGCUGAGUUCCAGAAGCUGCGGCGAGAGCUGGAGGAAUCAACCCUGCAGCACGAGUCCACGGCGGCGGCGCUGAGGAAGAAGCACGCCGACAGCAUGGCGGAGCUGGGGGGGCACAUCGACAACCUGCAGCGGGUCAAACAG
Etheostoma cragini (Arkansas darter) is the source of this 3078-nucleotide messenger RNA. RefSeq names its product myosin-6-like. Lineage: Eukaryota; Metazoa; Chordata; Actinopteri; Perciformes; Percidae. The record is from RefSeq and is a predicted model, not a curated record. The annotation marks the transcript as partial. Gene Ontology annotation, molecular function: protein binding; ATP binding; cytoskeletal motor activity. The transcript is spliced from 2 exons. Gene Ontology annotation, cellular component: myosin complex.